UACAAAAUUCUGCAACUACUAAAGGGUAAAGCCGACCUCUACAUCCACCCUUCUGGUGCCCGCAAGUGGGACCUCUGUGCACCCAUUGCCGUAAUGGAGGCCGCAGGUGGUGUUGUUCGUACCAUGGACGGUCGUCGCCACCUAUUCAAUCAUCUUGAUCCAAAGUCCAGCAUCGCAGAAAGUGGAGGCAUCUUUGCGGCAGCCACGCAAGCCCUCUACGACCGUUGGUCCCCAACUGUUAAGAAGCUGCACCAGUCUCUUUCUCACGCAAAACAGUCAGCCUAG
Molecule: messenger RNA, 285 nt
Organism: Dibothriocephalus latus
Lineage: Eukaryota; Metazoa; Platyhelminthes; Cestoda; Diphyllobothriidea; Diphyllobothriidae
Source: the annotation of a GenBank genome assembly